Molecule: messenger RNA, 5127 nt
Organism: Harpia harpyja (harpy eagle)
Lineage: Eukaryota; Metazoa; Chordata; Aves; Accipitriformes; Accipitridae
Gene: UVRAG
Product: UV radiation resistance associated
Exons: 15
Coding region: 93-2156 (687 amino acids)
Biological process (GO): SNARE complex assembly
Cellular component (GO): endosome; lytic vacuole
Molecular function (GO): SNARE binding
Source: RefSeq, a predicted model, not a curated record
GAGCGAGCGAGCGAGCGAGAGAGAGCGCAGCGGCCCGCGGGGCUCAUGUGCGGGCGCUGCAGCCGUUGCCCGGCCGUUGCCCCGCCGUGAAGAUGAGCUCGGCCGCCGGCUCCGCCGCCUUACCGCCGGGCUCCGCCACCCGGGCCUUGCAUGUGGAGCUGCCCUCGCAGCAGCGCCGGCUUCGUCAUCUUCGGAAUAUCGCUGCACGUAACAUUAUCAAUAAGAAUGGUUAUCGCCUCUUGGAUACAUACUUCACUCUUCACUUAUGUGAUAACACCAAGAUAUACAAAGAAUUUUAUAAGAGUGAAGUGAUCAAGAAUUCUCUGAAUCCGACAUGGAGGAGUCUGGACUUUGGAAUAAUGCCUGAUCGUCUUGAUACCUCUGUCUCUUGUUUUGUUGUGAGGAUCUGGGGUGGCAAGAAGGAGCACUUUCAGCUUUUGAUUGAAUGGAAGGUCAAUCUAGAUGGGUUAAAGUACUUGGGCCAGCAGAUACAUGCAAGAAACCCAAAUGAGAUUAUUUUUGGUCUCAAUGAUGGUUAUUACGGAGCUUCAUUUGAACAGAAGGAUCACUCAGGUACCCUGAAGAAUAGUCUUCUCCAGGUGGAUCAGAACUGUGUUCGUAACUCUUACGAUGUCUUCUCUUUGCUUAGGCUUCACAGAGCCCAGUGUGCAAUUAAACAGACUCAGGUAACUGUUCAGAAAAUAGGAAGGGAGAUUGAAGAAAAGCUGAGAUGUACAUCUACAAGCAAUGAACUGAAAAAAGAGAGUGAAUGUUUACAGUUGAAGAUCCUGGUGCUACGUAAUGAACUGGAGAGGCAGAAGAAGGCCCUUGGUCAAGAAGUAGCAUUGUUGCAUAAGGAAAAAAGUACUUUGAAUGACAGAGAAAAUGCAUUUGAGACUGAAUACCAGAAACUUCAAGAGCAUAACGAAUCCCUGCAUGAAUUAAGAAAGGAAUGCACUGCUAAGAGAGAACUGUUUUUGAAGACAAAUGCCCAGCAGACUAUUCGAUGCAAGCAAUUGCUAUCGGAGCUAUCCUAUAUCUACCCUAUUGAUCUGAAUGAUCAAAAGGAUUACUUUGUUUGUGGAGUCAAGCUUCCUAAUUCUGAAGACUUUCAAGCAAAAGAUGACGGAAGCAUUGCUGUUGCCCUGGGCUACACUGCUCACUUGGUUUCAAUGAUAUCCUACUUCUUGCAAGUGCCACUCAGGUAUCCUAUAAUUCACAAGGGCUCCCGGUCCACAAUCAAAGAUAAUAUCAAUGACAAACUGACGGAGAAAGAGCGAGAAUUUCCUUUAUAUCCAAAAGGAGGGGAGAAGCUUCAGUUUGAAUAUGGAGUAUAUCUUCUCAACAAAAAUAUAGCACAGCUUAGAUAUCAACAUGGGCUGAGUACUCCAGAUCUAAGGCAAACUCUGCCUAACCUGAAAAACUUCAUGGAGCUUGGACUAAUGGUUAGAUGUGAUCGACACCAUACAUCCAGUGCAAUUCCUGUUCCAAAGAGACAGAGCUCUAGCUUCGGCAGAUUGGAUAUUGGCUUUUCCAGUGGGCUUCCUUCUCCAGAUAAAGGACUCCGAAAACGAGCCAGCACGGGAAAUGAAAGACUACAGUACAAAACUCCUCCUCCUAGUUACAACUCUGCUUUAACACAGCCUGUUGCCAUCACAGCCCAUGUAGAAGAGUUAGAUAAAAAACCUGGAUCGAUAUCUUCUUCCUUGGAUACCUCUAUGGACUCCUCAAAAGGAAAUACCAAGAAAGGCGAGGACAUGUGCAGCAGUUUAAAUGGAGAGAACGGGAGCCUAAACAAUACCCAAGAGCGGCAGGAGUCUUUCCUAGGACAUACUAGUGCAAUAAAUGGGGCGUUUCUGCCUGGUGAGUGCUCUGGCACUGCAAGUAACGAGCAGCCCUGUGAGUUUCGACCCUCGCUCGGCCCUGUCCUUUGCUGCACCGUGGAGCAAGCAGAGGAGAUCAUGGGGAUGGAAGCGACAGGGUUCAGCACGGGGGAUCAGCUAGAAGACUUUAACUCCAUCCCGGUGGAGCAUGCUGUGGCAGUGGAGUGUGAUGAACAAGUCCUAGGGGAGUUUGAGGAGUUCUCUCGAAGGAUCUAUGCACUGAAUGAAAACAUGUCCAGCUUCCGCAGACCGCGUAAAAGUUCGGACAAGUGAGCUUGGACAGGGAUUUGAUAGCAGACAUUGAGGUGAAGUCAGUGAUCUGGAAUAGAGAUAAAAUUGCACUUAUUCUUUAUAUUAAUUAUAAAAAAAAAAAAAGCUAAAGCUAUUCCUAUGGUGUCAGACAAAUGAACUUGAGCACGAUAACACAGGAUCAUGGUAUAUUCACAGCCCAGGUAAAUUUUGAUUCUGCUUCCAGUCCUCUUAUGUCUGGUAUUUGUAAUCUGUUGGAAAUUUUUUUUUUAGGCAUUGGAAUCCAUUUAUAAAGGCUUUCCUGGAAACAACUUCUAGUGCUGAUCAGGCCCUUCUAUGAAUGUUUGUUAAUUUCUUAAUUAUUAUUUAGAGUUAAAUUUAUUUUAAUCUUUUAAGAAGAAAAAAAAGUUAAUUUAAAAAUACCAUAAAUUACCAUUUAUGGUAAGACCUCUUUACCUUCUCCCAUAUGUACUCCUGUGGUUUUUUUGAGCAACAUAGUCAGUGUUACAGGAAUACCAUGAAUUUGUUAUAAUUGGACAGCUUUCUCUUGGCUGUGCUCUGUAGCCUUUGAAGUUCUAGUUUGCACUGAUGGGUCUUCAGUUGGUGGUGUAAACUUGCCAGAGAAUGAGCACCCGUGUGAUAUCUGCAGUUUCCUUGCACCUGAUUAAUCAGAAAUGACUUUUCCUCCCCCUCCUUUCCUCCAUCCUUGCUGUUCCUACCAGUAGAAGCCUUGAGGAGUAAAUCGCCUCUAAGGUUUUGUAUGAAAAUCUCAGCCUGACCAUUCCCCACUUCAGCUGGGCACAGACCUCAUCAGUAGAGACCUAACGAAUGCGCUUCCUAAGUGGGGUUCAGCUGCCACCCUCCGAGGUGUCUAACAGGGACAGCGUGCUGUGAGGCACUUCACAGACGUCUUCGUAAAAACCCAGACUGAAAAAUGCAGUCAGCACUUUGGAAUUAGGCGAAUUUGUGGAAUCGCUCCACCCUCUAGAAAGGAGGCACUUAACAUUAUUCAUCUAAAUUAAUAUCUUUUUAACCAUCUGUGCUUUAAAGGAAGAAACUUCCAGCGGUUCACUGGAGGUGUGGUUUGCUGUUAGGUAGGUUACCACUGGCACAUGUGUUCAGCUGCACUAAUGGGAAAGCAAUUUGCAGCCUGCUUUGUGAUUCCUGGUAUUUGUUUCAGUUUGGAUUUCAUUGCUCUUGCUUUCUAUUAUUGUAUACCCAAGAAUUUGGGCUCGGUUGUGAGCUCUCAAAUAUAAAAAUAUAUAGCAGAAUAAAAAACACUUCAUCAUGCCUGGCUUUUUUUCCUCCCUGGUCUAUGCUUUCUUUUGAACCAAUGGCCUAGUCUUUUUCCUAACUUCACCGUGAGGCUAGCCUAAGUUAACUUUUUAAAAUGUGGAUAUGUAUAAUCUCAGCUAUUUGUUGUCAGAACAAGACGUGUAUGUGAGAACCAAUAUACAUAAUAGCACUCUUCUAGAAUAUGCAUUUUUCCAGGUAACACCUUAAUGAUUGUAUUAAAAUUAUAUUCACAUUUCUUCUGUUAGCUUUUAAUGGUUGUGUCUGCAAUUGAGUUGUUGGAUCGAGCCUUUCUACAGCGAUUCAUUAUCUUUGGUCUGUCCCAGUAUGAUGUGCUAGAUGAAAGCACUCGGAAGCAGAGACCUCGAUUCUGUACGACAUUGAACGUGAUGCCAGGUGCAAACUUGGGCAUGAAGUUGGACACGUUCAUGAGUAUCUUCUUCCCUGAAUAAGCUCCUCUGUUCCAACCUCAUGAAAAGCUUCCCUAAAGCCAAAUGCUGCAGCAGCUUAAAGCACUGCCAUCAUCUUUGAGAAGAGAUAGGUAGGAAAUUCUCACUGUCUUUGGCAUCCUGAAGCCCUUGUUAAUGAAGUGGGCAUAAGGUACUCUGUCCUGUGACGAUAUCUUACCGUCUUCUGAUAGCAUUGUAAUUUUAGGUAAAAUCAGGGAAUGUUGAGUCAGUCGUGUACCCUGCGGGAUGGGAUCUGGCACGCUCAAAGCAGCACAGACCUUCUGUUUGUAGACACGCUCAUUUUCUUCUAUAACGGAAAGGCAUUAGCUUGCGUGUGGUGGUGACUUUUCAAAAGCAACCCAAAGAGUAGUUGUGAAGUCGCUAUGUUUCGUAGGCAAACACGGAGUGUCUCAGUGCAAUUAAGCGACAUCUGAAAUUAGGUUCGUAGAGCAUCAGCAGGACUUUGGAUGGGUUUUUUUUUCAUUAGUUGCGCACUUUCUCAGGUUGCACCCAACCAAAUGAAGUCUAGUUUUCCUCCCUGAUGUUGUGUUGCUGUUCCUGUUUGAGCCCUGUAAUUGUUAAUGUGUCAAACACGAUGGUUGAUUUCUGCAUCUGUCGCACAAAGCUUCUUUCACGGGCUUUCUAUGGAUGUAUCUUUAGUAGGCCUUAAAUUGUCCCCAUGUUUCUCUUCCACUUUCAUCGCCUUCUAUGUAGAAGGUGGUGUGAAGGGUGACAGCAUCGCAGGGCUAAUUAAAGCAUUGACAAACUUCUCGUUGGUGUGAGGAUGGGGGAUUGUACAGACUGCAGUCACCUCAUAGCUUGCUUUUUUGUGUUUAUUUUUCCCCCCCUGUAAAUUACUUUGAAAACAGCAUAGUGGGAGAGAAACAAAUAGUAGGUUUGAAGGUGAGAUGAUAUAUCACAGUGUGCUUUAAACUGUCAAGAGCCUUUCAGUUCCUGCACAGCUGUGACACUGUUAAAUGUCUGCAAAUGUCUUCAAGUGGAGAAAACAUUUCAUUGCAAUCUUUUCCCCUCACUAGGAAUUCCUAAGAUUUUUGAGAAUAUUAGUUUUGGAAGAUCAUAUCCCACUAUAUUUUUAUAGCAAGCACAACAGCAUUGGCUUAUCCUUGCUUGACCAGGUAUUUAAAAUAAGCAAACCCAGAAUAUCCCAUAGUAAAUGACACAUUAAAACUAUGUUGGUAAUUGCGGGAAAGCUCACCUGUAUUUAUAAAAUAAAACUGAUUAGUAUCUCUCAA